UGCUCAUUUGAACAUGACAAAGAUUCGAGGAGAGAGCAAAACUCCACAACACCCUGUUGUUCGCCUGUCUUCUUACUCUUUGAACAGCCUUUCUGCCACUAGCUGGCCAAGACUGCCUCAAAGACCAAAAGACCAAGGCCCGUUGGUCCUCCAUAUUGGAUUCUGAUCUCGAAGUACGCAAGUGUCGGGAAAUGGAAUAACAAGCACCCACGCCUUAUAAACUGACAAGGCCCCUUUUUUCGUAUUUCCGUGUUUCCGAUUGGCGUGUGCAAAUUUCAAGUUGAAAUUGAGGGAUGCGAACAAAUUUUCCCGAGCACAUACGAACGAUUUUGGGCCCAUCCAAAGAGCCAUUUUUUGAAGCAAAAUAACUCAACAACAAACAAAAUCGUCAUAAUAUAAACAAGAAAAACAGUGUCCACCUGGAAGCACUUGGUUAAAGCCUAAGUGAAGUAUCUUACAACAUAACACCUCUAAGUAUCACCCAAUCCCUGAGUUUGCUCCCCCAACAGUUGAUAUAAGUGGCCCCAGUGGAGUGGAUUACCGUCCAAAUGAUUGUUUGCACCACCCAAAACCACCACACACCUCUGAGUUACCACAACGAAGUUACCAACCGCACCAAAGGUCUCAAUAACCUUGAUAUGGGAAACAUUUGUCCAAUUAAAAAGAACAACAACCAACCUCCCAAAGAUCUCAAUGCGUUGCUCUCCGAGGUAGACGUCCUCGAGGACAUGGAAAGCUCCCAUUGGAUUCAAGCUUUUCGAACGCACUUAAAGUCGAAUGGACGGGAAGAUAUCGAACCCUUGCUCUAUUUUGUGGCCCAAGCUAAUAUAUUGAACAAAUUGGAACCCGGCCCCACGUCUCAGUGGAAACAGCAACAGAUCAACGAAGAACGCUUGAACUUAGUGAUAUCCAUUGGGAAUGCAUAUUUUUCCGAGGAUUCCUCGCACAAGAUCGCCUUGAGCAACCGGAUUCUUUGGAAUAAAUUAUCCGAAGCUUUGCAAGCAAUACAAAACAACAAUGAAAACAGAAACAUUGAAAGUGACUUGGAAGACGCCUGUCAAUUGAUACGGCAAGCCAAAGGUGACUAUAAGGUGUGGAAAGGGGGCGUGGACAAAGCCUACAACGCUUACUUGGCCUCCAAGCCCUCCCUACCAACUCUCACGGCCGUGCUUCUUUCGAUCUUGUGAACCUGCGCAACUUUCAUUAAUGUUUAAAUGCAACCUCCCUAAAUCUUCUCAUCGGUGUUGGUCGGAUCUCUGACCAGUAUUUUCUGUAUUUCUGUUUUAGAAUAAUAACACGAAGAAUUAUUUUCUAUUUUUUGAAAAUGACAUUAAAGGAAUCAACCAUGGAAUGAAAUGAAUGAUUUCAAGGAUUUAUUUCAAGAUGCGAAGAUUUUACUCACAACUGGCUUUACCUGACACUAAAACAAAAAUCUGAAAAAAGAAAAUUGUUGACUUGGGAAAGGCAACAAUAUCAACUGACCUGAUUGGGUUCUCAAGCUUGUUUGUGGUUCAAUAUUGUAUUUAUGAUUGAUAUGAGUGUAGAAAUACAACAAACAGUAAAUGCAAGACUUGCUCUCUAUCACAGGCACUUGACGAUUGGAUUGACCGAUUCAAGGCAGAAUCGUUUGGUCAAAAUAUUUACGGCGUAUGUUAUGUACAAUACUGUAUAAGGCACAAUCAUGGUGAUGAAUCUUCUCCAAGGGCGAGAACUGAUUACAAUACGAUUUUGUUUCGAUCAUUCUGGCUUAACAAAUAAAUCUUUGAAUUUUUGGGGAUCAUGUUUUUUUU
Molecule: messenger RNA, 1790 nt
Organism: Tigriopus californicus
Lineage: Eukaryota; Metazoa; Arthropoda; Copepoda; Harpacticoida; Harpacticidae
Exons: 5
Coding region: 549-1187 (212 amino acids)
Source: RefSeq, a predicted model, not a curated record